Lipotes vexillifer (Yangtze River dolphin) is the source of this 1809-nucleotide messenger RNA. RefSeq names its product serine/arginine repetitive matrix 3 (gene SRRM3). The record is from RefSeq and is a predicted model, not a curated record. Gene Ontology annotation, molecular function: mRNA binding. Bases 1 to 1809 code for a protein of 602 amino acids. Lineage: Eukaryota; Metazoa; Chordata; Mammalia; Artiodactyla; Lipotidae. The transcript has 15 exons.
AUGUCCUCCACAGUGAACAACGGGGCCGCCAGCAUGCCGUCCCCGCCCGACGCGGCGAACGGCUUUCCGCAGGCGGGCGCUUCGUCUGGGGCCUGGCCGCGGGCGGAGGAGGAGCUGCGCGCCGCGGAGCCCGGCCUAGUGAAGCGCGCGCACCGCGAGAUCCUGGACCACGAGCGCAAGCGGCGCGUAGAGCUCAAGUGCAUGGAGCUACAGGAGAUGAUGGAGGAGCAGGGGUACUCAGAGGAGGAGACCCGGCAGAAGGUCAGGACUUUCCGGCAGAUGCUGAUGGAGAAGGAGGGAAUGCUCACCAGGGAGGACCGGCCUGGGGGCCACGUCGUGGCAGAGACCCCGCGGCUGAUCGAGGGCACCGAGCCGGACCUGGAGUACGCGCCCUUCGACGAGGACGACGGCCCGGUGGACUGCGACUGCCCGGCCGCCUGCUACCGAGGGCACCGGGGGUACAGGACCAAGCACUGGUCCAGCAGCUCGGCGUCGCCCCCUCCCAAGAAGAAAAAGAAAAAGAAAGGCGGCCACCGGAGAAGCCGCAAAAAGAGGAGACUAGACUCCGAGUGCAGCUGUGGGAGCUCCUCACCCCUGCGCAAGAGAAAGAAGAAUGUGAAGAAACACCGCCGAGACAGGUCUGAUUCUGGGUCCCGUAGGAAGAGACGGCACAGAUCUCGAAGCCCCAAGAGCAAAGGAAAAGAGAAGAACAAAGAAAGGAAGAGGACACAUGCAGAGUCCCCAGGCCGGAGGUCCCAUCGCCACAGCAGCGGCAGCUCCCACAGUCCCUCACUGUCCUCCCAUUACAGUGAUUCCAGAUCACCCAGCAGGCUGAGUCCCGAGCACCGAGACGACGGGCGGAAGACGGGCAGCCAGCGGUCCAGCGGGAGCCGGUCUCCUUCCCCGUCCGGCGGCAGCGGAUGGGGGUCACCCCAGCAGAACGGCGGCAGCAGGCAGCGGAGCGGAGCUCACGGGGGCCGCCCCGGCUCGGCGCACAGCUCGCUCGAUAAGCCCAGCUCGCCCUCGCCCAGGGCCCGCGACCAGGCGGAGGCCGGCGCAGCCACGCCGCCCGCGCGGGGGAAGGAGAGCCCGAGCCCGCGCUCGGCGCCGUCGUCGCAGGGCAGAGGAGGCCGCGCGGCCGGCGGGGCGGCCAGGCGGCGGCGGCGGCGGCGGCGGAGCCCCCUUCCCUCCUCCGGGAAGCUCUCCCCGACCGCCAACACAACCACCUCCUCGGCCAAGGAGCGGCCCCCGCGCGCCAGGCCCGCCAGCACCUCCCCGUCCCCGGGCGCGCACGGCAGGCACGGCGGCCCGGAGGGGAAGAGCUCGUCGCGCAGCCCGGGCCCGCACCCUCGCUCGUGGAGCUCCAGCCGCUCGCCCUCCAAAUCCCGCUCGCGCUCCGCGGAGAAGAGGGCCCGCAGCCCCAGCCGCUCGCCGUCGCCCAAGAAAACCGUGGGCCGGGACAAGGACGGCGAGGGCCGCGCGAGGCACGCCGAGGCCGAGGCCGCCCGCGCCCGGCGCCGCUCCCGCAGCUACUCGCCCAUCCGCAAGCGGCGCCGGGACUCGCCCAGCUUCAUGGAGCCGCGGCGCAUCACCAGUGCCCGAAAGCGUCCCAUCCCCUACUACCGGCCCAGCCCCUCGUCCUCCUCCAGCUGCCUGAGCAGCGACUACUCAAGCCGGAGCCCCAGCCCGGGCCACAGCCAUGGAAGCUACAGCAGCCGCAGUCGGACCCGCAGCCGCACUCGCAGCCCUUCCAGGACCCCCAGUCCCAGCUACCACAGCCGGAGCAGCUCAGAGAGCGGGGGCUUCUGA